This is a messenger RNA of Oppia nitens, 4838 nucleotides long. Its product is annotated as multidrug resistance-associated protein 1-like. The transcript has 13 exons. Lineage: Eukaryota; Metazoa; Arthropoda; Arachnida; Sarcoptiformes; Oppiidae. Bases 5 to 4801 code for a protein of 1598 amino acids. Gene Ontology annotation, biological process: transmembrane transport. Gene Ontology annotation, molecular function: ABC-type transporter activity; ATP binding; ATP hydrolysis activity. Gene Ontology annotation, cellular component: membrane. The record is from RefSeq and is a predicted model, not a curated record.
AAUUAUGACUGUUAUAACAACAUUGGAUCCUAUUUGUGAUUCACCAUUAUGGGACAGCGACCAGAGCUGGAAUACAACMUCACCACGACUGUCCUCAUGUCUAUUAGAAACUGUAUUUGUUUGGCUACCAUCCGGUUUUCUAUGGCUAUGCCUGCCCUACAUAAUCAUCGAUGCCUACCGUUCCCGUAAAGCGGCCAUACCGUGGAACAUCUACAAUACAUGCAGACUGGCCAUUGCCCUGAUCCUGGCACUGGUAACUGUUGGCGAUUUCAUAGCCUGUAUGAUCCGACAGUUCAGCAACUAUGCCGACGAUCAGCCAACAGUUGCCCACUCGAUGGCCGCRGCUAUCUAUACGGUCAGUCGUGUAAUACUGGUUCUGGUCUACUAUGUUCAUCGGGUAUCGGGUAUACACUGUUCGGGUAGUAUAUGGUUUUAUUUGUUAGCCGAAACCCUGUUUAUGACACUAUCGACGGCCAGCUAUUCGCUGGCCGCCGACRACGAGUCCGGACCGAUGAGACUGACCUACGAGUACGGCCUAUAUCUGGUUGAAUACUCGCUAACYAUAAUGUUGUUCCUAUUGAGUUCGUUUGCCGACCGAUACCCGCCAUCAUCGGGUAGUAGUGUUGUUGUUGUCGCCGAUGAUGUUGGCGUAGCCUAUGAUAAACUGAAUGGCAAAGUCAACGGUAUCGGUGAUGAAAAACCAGUGACAGCACCGGCAGUAUCUGCUAGUAUAGCACCGUUAGGUUCGCGUAUUUGUCCCAAAGAAACCGUAUCGUUUCCGUCGAAACUKGUAUUUGAAUGGAUGACCGGUUUGGUAGURAAAGGUUGGCGAAGUCCGCUGACCAACGAUGAUCUGUGGGAUGUCCGACGCGAAGAUAAAUGUCGUACAGUUUACAGACAGUUCAACAGGUAUUGGACGACUACUACUGGCGGCGAUCAUAAAAGUCUGGCUACCGGUGCUGAUACUGUCGAUGGCCGCGGCGGCGAUGAUGAUGAUGACGAUGAUGAUCAUCGGGUAGUCAGCGAGCUAUCGGGUAAAGGAGAUAUCAAGUAUCAGUCGAUCAAAAAUUUGGAUCAAAAAAUGCCGACAAAAUCGAUGCCAGAGUUGGCCACUACUACCGGUACUACCGGUGCCGCCGGAAACAAGAAACUAAUGUCGGUUAUAGCCCGGACUUUUUGGUUUUAUUUUCUAACACCCAGUGUACUGAAACUGGUAGCCGAUACUAUACAACUGGCCAAUCCAAUGAUCAUGAAAUUGCUAAUAGGUUUUACCACUGACCUAACUGAGCCCCUAUGGCACGGCUACUUUUAUGCGGCACUGUUUGUCAUAACCAAUGUCUUCCAGAGCCUAAUCAAUGGCUAUCAACAGCAACGUAUGGCCGUAUUAGGUAUGCGUAUCAGGACAUGCCUAAUAUCGGCCGUCUAUCGUAAAUCCCUGGUACUGGCCAAUCACUCGAAACGUGACACCACUACCGGCGAGAUAGUCAACCUGAUGGCCGUCGACUCCCAACGGUUUGUCGAUAUGUUACCGUUUCUCAGUUUCCUAUGGACAGCACCCGUCCAGAUCGGUAUAUCCUUGUAUUUGCUAUACAACGAAAUGGGUGUGGCCACUAUGGCCGGCCUGGUAUUGAUGAUUAUAUUCAUACCCGUCAACUAUUGGGUCAGCUCAAGGGUCAAGACUAUACAGACACAACAAAUGAGGCUAAAAGAUGAACGCCUACGCGGUAUGAAUGAAAUACUCGGCGGAAUCAAAGUUUUGAAAUUAUACGGUUGGGAGGAAGCAUUCGUACAGUCCAUACUGGGUAUACGUAAACGUGAACUAUAUUAUAUACGUAAAUCGGGUUUUAUAACAUCGGUGAUGGUCGUCCUAUCGAGUUGUACACCGUUUUUUGUAGCACUGGUAACAUUUGCCUGUUAUAUCAUAUUGGAUGGUCAACUGAGUGCGGAAAAAGCAUUUGUAUCGAUUGCAUUGUUCAAUCUGUUACGUAUACCUCUGACAAUGGUUCCCAAUAUGGUUACCAGUUUGAUAUUGACAAUGGUUUCGGUAAAACGUUUGGGAAAAUUUCUAAACUUUGCCGAACUAACCAAUUAUGUUGGCCACGACCGACAUAACCCGAACGAAAUGGUACGCAUAGAAAACGGAUCGUUUACUUGGGACAGGGCCGAGGAUGUCCUAACCGGGUCGGUAAAACCGACACUCGACCGGAUCAACUUGAAAGUAAUGAAAGGCAAAUUUGUGGCCAUCGUUGGCAAUGUUGGUUCCGGUAAAAGUAGUCUACUCUAUGCACUGUUAGGCGAAAUGGAAAAAUGUUCAGGAUCAGUUAACAUAAACGGUGAUUUGGGCAACCGUUUAGCUUAUGUACCCCAGCAGGCAUGGAUACAAAAUGCUACCCUAAGGGAUAAUAUAUUGUUUGGCAGGGAUUAUGAUCAUAAAAAAUACCGACGCGUAUUGCGUGCCUGUGCCCUGAAACAGGAUCUCCUAACACUGGCCGGCGGCGAUAUGACCGAAAUCGGCGAAAAAGGUAUCAAUCUGUCGGGUGGCCAAAAACAACGUGUCAGUCUGGCCCGUGCUGUCUAUUCCGACUCGGAUUUGCUACUAAUGGACGACCCGUUGUCGGCAGUGGACAGUCACGUUGGGAAACAUAUUCUGGACGAAGUUCUCAGUUCACGUACGGGACUAUUGCAUAAUAAAACACGUCUAUUGGUUACCAAUAGUUUGUUUGUGUUGCCCGAUGUCGACUAUAUUGUUGUCCUCAAGAAUGGCCAGAUUACCGACUACGGUACCUACGAUGAACUGAUGGCACAGAAGGGCGAUUUUGCCGAACUAAUUGGCCAGUACUCGACCAAUAAUAAUAAUAAUAAUACCGACGACGACACCAAUAGUUCACAUUCAUCCUCGACGGAUGACCUGCGAAUGGGUCCCCGAUCGCAUCGGGCGUCCACAUUGAUGGCUCAGGUCAGUGUCGAGUCGACGGGUAGCGGUGCGGCCGGCACUGCCGCUGCCGACGGUACUGAUAUGUCCAAACUGGUCGAAGCCGAAACAUCGGAAACCGGUAGCGUCAAGUUUACGAUAUAUAAAAAGUUUGCCAAAUCUAUGUCCCUGUUCUGGACGUUCAGCAUAUUGAUCGGCUACGCGGCUACCAAUGCCUGCAACAGUGGCUCUAGUUUUUGGCUAUCCUAUUGGACGGCAACCAAUGAUAGCAGCACCGGUAGCCAAAGUGACAGUAGUAAUCAUGGUACUUGGUUUUAUUUGGGUAUCUAUGCCCUCAUCGGACUAAGUCAAGCCGUAUUUGUUUGGUACGGUUAUGUAUCGAUAGUAUCCGGUACACUGUUGGCCUCCCGUACCCUACACUAUAGUCUAUUGAUGAAAAUCAUGCAUGCACCCAUGCAUUUUUUUGAUACCACACCCAUCGGACGUAUUAUCAAUAGGUUUAGCAAAGAUAUUGAUAUAUUGGACACUAUGAUGCAGAUGACUAUCAGAGUCCUAAUGAGUACGGCUUUCCAAACAUUGGCCAUUUUGGUGACCAUUUCCGUACAGACACCGCUAUUUAUAGCCAUUUUUAUACCCGUAAUGAUUAUCUACUAUUUUAUACAGAAAUUUUAUGUAGCAACAUCACGUCAAUUAAAACGGCUAGAAUCGGUUAGCCGAUCGCCAAUCUAUACACACUUUUCGGAAACAUUGAACGGUGCAUCGACCAUACGAGCCUACAGUGCCAACGAUCGGUUUGUACGGGUAUCCGAUCGGCGGGUCGACUCCAACUUGAAGUGUUCCUAUCCGUCAGCACUGGCCAACUGUUGGCUAACCAUGCGUUUGGAAUUCCUGUCUAAUUGUAUCAUAUUUUUUGCUGCCCUCCUAUCGGUUGUCUCCAGGGAAGGCCUUAAUGGUGGCCAAAUAGGACUGUCCAUAUCGUACGCACUGAAUAUAACACUGGCACUCAAUUGGGGUGUCCGCAUGUUUGCCGAAAUGGAGAACAAUGUCGUAGCCGUCGAACGUAUCGAAGAGUAUGCAAAUGUUGAGUCGGAGGCCGACUGGUAUUCACCGAAUACACCGCCGACAGAGUGGCCACACGAAGGUCGGGUCGAGUUUGUCGACUACGGGACCCGAUAUCGACAUGGUUUGGAUCUUGUGCUCAAAGGUGUCGACAUUAGUGUCAAAAAAGGCGAAAAGAUCGGUAUUGUUGGCCGUACCGGUGCCGGUAAAUCCUCUCUAACAUUAGCAUUGUUUAGGCUAAUUGAGUCGGCAUUUGGACGUAUAGUUAUAGAUGACAUAGAUAUCAGCAAAAUAGGACUUAUGGAGUUGCGUUCAAAGCUGACAAUCAUACCGCAAGAUCCGGUACUGUUUGCCGGAACUAUAAGAUCAAAUUUGGAUCCGUUUGGCAAAUAUAAUGAUGAGGAGGUGUGGCGUGCAUUAGAGCACUCGCAUCUCAGAGAGUUUGUUAAGAGUACUGAUAUGGGUAUCAAUCAUAAGGUGUCGGAAGGCGGCGAUAAUCUCAGUGUUGGUCAACGACAGCUAAUGUGUUUGGCUCGGGCACUGUUACGCAACACAAACAUACUGAUCCUCGACGAGGCUACCGCUGCCGUCGAUCUGGAAACGGAUGCCCUGAUUCAGACAACUAUACGCCAGGCAUUCACCCGUUGCACUAUAUUGACAAUAGCUCAUCGAUUGAAUACAAUUAUGGACUCGGAUCGGGUACUGGUGCUCGACUAUGGACGGGUAGCCGAAUAUGAUUCACCACAAAAGCUACUCGAAAACGAACGGUCCAUAUUCUAUUCGUUAGCCAAAGAUGCCGGUCUAGUAUAGUAGUAGAAAACGGUCGGAUCGGAUCUCCCGGUGCUGA